AUCAUUGAUCCCAAACUCCCAGAACAACUCAGACACGGGUAACAAAAACUGCAGGAUUAACAGAUAUAUAAGCUCAUAAACGUAACUCAUGAGGAGCAAUUUGAUCUUUGUGGCUAUCCUGGGGAUAGCAUGCAUGAUGAUUGGAGUCAAUGGGAACAAUACAACGAGCAGUAGCAGCUCCAUACGCAGCUGGAUAUCUUCUAACAUGACCACCAACCUGACCCAGGCACUCCCUCCCAACAUAACCACCAACCUGAACCAAACAAGUCCUGCCAACAUAACCAACAUCCUGCCCCAAACACGGCCUCCCAACAUAACCACCAACCUGAACCAAACAAGCUCUGCCAACAUAACCAACAUUCUGCCCCAAACACAGCCUCCCAACAUAACCACCAACCUGAACCAAACAAGCUCUGCCAACAUAACCAACAUUCUGCCCCAAACACAGCCUCCCAACAUAACCACCAACCUGAACCAAACAAGCUCUGCCAACAUAACCAACAUUCUGCCCCAAACACAGCCUCCCAACAUAACCACCAACCUGAACCAAACAAGCUCUGCCAACAUAACCAACAUUCUGCCCCAAACACAGCCUCCCAACAUAACCACCAACCUGAACCAAACACAGCCUCCCAACAUAACCACCAACUCGACCCAAACACAGCCUCCCAACAUAACCAACUUGAUCCAGACGCGCCCUCCCAACAUCACCACAAACCCGACCCAGUCAGGCCCCCUCACUGUAACAAACAUUAUAAAAACGUCAAGUUCUAAUACUCAAUCAAUAGAAAUCACUGGCAGGGAUAACUGCAAGAGGGAUAGAGCAUGUUUCUCUGCUCCACCUUCCUGUAAUCCAAGUGCACAAGGUUCCUGCUAUUUCCUCUCUACAAGAGGAGUAGGUGGAAAUGCAGAUAAUUUUACUUUUGAGAUCAGUGGUGAGACAGAUGGUUACAUCGGAGCAGGCCUCUCUCGAGACAAGAGUGGUCAAGGAGCCACUGUCUAUUCUUGCGCCAAAGUCAAUAGUGAACUGAGGUUUUUCCGUUCCACACUGAACAAUCAAAUACUGACUCAGGAUAACACAUUCAUCCCUGGAAAUUUCCGUGGUUCGAUGAAUGGAAGAAAGAUUCAGUGCAUUUUCACUGCUGCAGGUCUCAGCAACAAUGCCCGUGCUGCAACCACAGACAAUUUUGUCUUAUUUUUAACAGGAAGCGUCUCAAAUGGUUCUCUGGAUUCUCCAGUCACUAGACUGGCCACAAAUGGGUCAGUGGACUUAAGCAACCCUAACAGCACAGAUGUUACAGUAAUAACACCCAGUAUAGAUGCCACCACUACAGCCCCAAACAGCACUGCAUCUACUGCCACUGCAGCAUUAAACACCACUGCAUCCCCGAAUACCACUUCAUCUAAUUCCACUGCACCACUGAACACCACUGCACCCUCAAACACCACUGCAUCUAAUGUCACUGUAGCAUUAAACACCACUGCAUCUACUGCGUCUGGAGUAUCUACAGCUAAUAAUGGUACAGCAAAUGACAAGGUCACCAAAGACAACUGUAAGAAGGACAGGGCAUGUUUCUCCACUCCAGCCAACUGUGAUCCAUCCAGCUCAAGUAGCUGCUUUUUUGCCUCCACAAGAGGGGUGAACGGAGACUCCGACAAUCUCACUUUUGAGCUCAGCGGGGAUGCAAAUGGUUACAUUGCAGUUGGCCUGUCUCGAGACAAGAAGGAGGGUGAUAAUGACACCGUCUAUUCUUGUGCCAACGACAAUGGUGUGGCGAAGUUCAUCCGUGCCACACUGAAUAAUGCCAUUCUGACUCCGGAUAAUACUUUUAACCCCAGAUCCUUCCGUGGCUCUUUGAGCGGCACUAGGAUUCAGUGCAUUUUUGUAGCUGCGGGCCUCAGCAGCAUCACCCGUGCAGCAAACACAGAUACUUUCCUCUAUUUCUUCACUGGCAACUAUGCAAACGGCACUCUGGGGUCGCCAGUCACACGAAUGUCUACAAAUUCAUCGGUUGAUCUAACCAGCACUAACAGCUCAGAUGUUGUCAUAAUAGCACCCACUACAAAUACUACCACUACUACGGUUUCUACUACAGCAAAACCUGCUACUACAGCAGGGAGCAAUGCACUGCAUCAUGCUGCAUCUCAGGCUGCUCUGGUAAUUCUCUCAGGGAUCCUUGCAGUUCUCCUGUUGUAAGGAUGCUGCCAACACGUCAUUUGCUUUCUGAAAUUGGUCGAUGAGCAGUGAACGCUUGAUGAACCCAACACUAAAGUAUAUGUAAUUCAGCAUAUUUAUAACUGUGCAAUAUUGUGACUCUGGGAACAAUGAGGAAAGGAGCUGCAAAUAUGGGGAAGAGGGCAAUACAUCAUUUAUUUUAUCUGUGUGUAUGUGUGAGAGAGGUUGUGUUUGAGUGUGUUUUUGUGAGCAUUAGUGUUUGCAUUCUACUAAUGUACUGCUACUUAAAAUCAGGCUCCUGCACAGAGAGGGCUGAUACAAAUGAGUGUAAUUGGUCUAUUGAUUUAAUUGUGCAAGUGUGAUGCCACCACGUGGCUGAAAUGAUCAAAGAUAAUUAUUUUUAGAUGUCUUAAUUUAUUUUGCAACUGUUGCCUCAAACCUGUAGAUGCGUGUAAGUUUUAAAUAAAGUCACAUGUAUAUGUUUUUUGAAGAAAAAUAUGUAUAAUAAAAUGUUCAUGUAAACAAUGAAA
Molecule: messenger RNA, 2706 nt
Organism: Sinocyclocheilus rhinocerous
Lineage: Eukaryota; Metazoa; Chordata; Actinopteri; Cypriniformes; Cyprinidae
Product: mucin-5AC-like
Exons: 11
Coding region: 89-2197 (702 amino acids)
Biological process (GO): regulation of postsynaptic membrane neurotransmitter receptor levels; regulation of glutamate receptor signaling pathway
Source: RefSeq, a predicted model, not a curated record